CAAACUCAAUUGGACACGGACGAUUGUGUGGCUGUAACGCCCACCGGUAUCCUGAUACUACACUUGAAUAAGGAAACCUACCAAUCGCUAGGGCUCGAGGGUAAAAUAUCUCAGUACGCUCGCAAAAGAAACAGUAAAUACGCGAAACGAUAUGCCUAAGCUUGGUCAGCCGGUUCGGCUAGAGCUGCUAGCCUUGAAACAGACCGCCACGCGGCUGUGCCAGAUCGCUGAUAUGUUAAUGCCGAUAAUGCUCGUCAGCAAGCAGGACAAUAAUGAGUCUCGAAAACUUCUCAAAUCAAUCGUAUUCGAGCUGCGCGAUGACUUCGACCAUUGCAUUCCGAGUCACCUGUUUGACGAAAUGGGAACGGAAUUAAUUCGCCAGAUCAUGGAGCUGAUCGACCGCGUCAAACAGGCACUGGAUAUUCGCGCAUCGAUGGCGAAGUUUCUAUGCCAGGUGAAUGUGGCUAUUGCGAUGUCCGAAGUUUUAUUAUCACGAAAACUUCGUGUUCUUCAAAUCGAACUGAUGCCGAAGAUGAUGCGCCAUGUGUUCUAUUCAAGGAUGAAUGAUCUGAAAGGUCUGCGUUACCUGAGCUUGGGAUCGAUGAGCGGGGGAUGGAAAACGAGUGACAUGGAAAGCACUAUCAUUAAGGGCGUGGCGACAAUGAAGCAUCUCAAGGCGCUGACAUUAAAUUACGACUGCACGGAUGGAGUUUUACGAGCCUUAACGAAAAGCUGCCCUAACUUGGAGUAUGUAGAUUUUUCUAAUUCCAAAUGUGUUACCAACGAUAGCAUAGAUAUCCUUGCUAAACUCAAAAAUCUAAAGGUUGUAAUACUGACGAGAACACAGGUCACAAUUUCUGGAAUGAUUGAGUUGCUGAUAAAAGCUAAAAAUCUCACCGACAUCGGCCGCUAUGAUGAUCUUGGCAGAUGUCUUGAGUUCAUCGAUCAGAACUAUCCACAAAUUAGUAAUCUGAAGCUACGAAAGUUUGAGACUCGCUUUGCGACAACUCGCCACAUUCAGCUGUUAGCAGAGCUUUGUCCCGAUGUAAAUUACGUGUCACUCUUCCACAACACAUUGUUGAUAGAUCUGAUGUCUCUGAUAGCACUCAAUAGCCUUUCCGAGCUGUAUUUAUUGUCCUGUGAUUUCUUCGCCGAUCAAGUUCGUGACGUGCUACAAGUGAAGGGAUGUAAUCUAACCCACUUACAUCUGGAACACGUGGAGCAGAUUGAUAUGAACGCUCUCAUAUACAUUAGUCAAUACUGUCCAGAUUUAAAAACCCUAUCGCUGUACAAUUGUGUACUAAUUCCGUCGACUUCUCUGUAUACCAGACGGUACGCCAUACCCCCAUUCAUGAAUCUAGAGCGCCUGUCUUUCGUUAGUCAAUGUCCUCCGAAGCAUUUGGAGUUUAUUUUGGCUACGGCUCUGAAGAUCAGAUUCAUCCAACUGGGAACCCAGGUGUACACCAGCGACGAGAUGUUUGAGAAGAUUUUCCUUCGUAAUCCUCUCCAAUAUCUGGAGGACAUUCGGAUCAUCAAUUCGGAAGAACUUACGAUCGAAACGGCAUAUCGGCUGAUCGAGAGGUGUCCCAAUCUCGUUCUGCUGAAUGAAAUUGAGUGCUGGAAGAGAGUCAAAGAGUACGAAAUCGUGCAGCUGCGACAAAUGAUCCGCGAAAAGAACUUCGCUGUGCGUACAGCACCCCUCAGACAAUACGCGCAGGAGUAAAACGAGAUGGUUUGGAAUUAUACAUACCUUUGAACAUAGUUCGACGCACCUGAUAAACGACUGUUUACGUCUACCGUAAAAAGGCAGAAACUGAAAUGAUUUUAGCUGAUCUAAAUAAUGGAGAGUUGAAGAUUGUUGAUUUGGUAAUACAAAUACACAAAUCUUAACUCAAAAUACACCGCAAUAAGAUUGACACGAUAAAAAAAAUUGUUUGUGUUUGAUAAAAUAUAAGAUUGAUAUGAACUUUUUACAAA
This is a messenger RNA of Wyeomyia smithii (pitcher-plant mosquito), 1977 nucleotides long. Its product is annotated as ribonuclease P protein subunit p40-like. Gene Ontology annotation, cellular component: SCF ubiquitin ligase complex; multimeric ribonuclease P complex; ribonuclease MRP complex. Gene Ontology annotation, biological process: SCF-dependent proteasomal ubiquitin-dependent protein catabolic process; tRNA 3'-end processing; tRNA 5'-leader removal. Gene Ontology annotation, molecular function: ribonuclease P activity; ribonuclease MRP activity. The record is from RefSeq and is a predicted model, not a curated record. The coding region runs from base 152 to 1723 and encodes 523 amino acids. The transcript has 2 exons. Lineage: Eukaryota; Metazoa; Arthropoda; Insecta; Diptera; Culicidae.